AUGCUAAUAAACCAUUUUCUCUGUCCACCAUUUUCUCUUUCUCGCACAAAAGAGACACUUCCAUUGUCCAUCUUUCAUUUAUUUCUUUGCCUCUUCCAAAUUCAUUAUCUCUUUCAGUUCGUUCUUUCAGUAUUUUUUAUUUCGUUCUGUUCGCUUUCCUUCCAUAUUUUCUUUCUUUCUUCCAAAUUCCUUGUCUCUUUUAAUUCGAUUUUUUUAAUUUUUCAUUCUUUUUGCUCUUCUUCAAUAUUCUUUCUUUCUUUCUUUCUUUCUUUCUUUCUUUCUUUCUUUAAAAAGCGUUCGCCUUCCUUCAUUUUAUCUUUUUUCCAGUCGUUUUCUAGUUUCUUUCUUUCUUUCUUUCUUUCUUUCAAAUUCUUUAUCAUUUUCAGUUUGUUCUUUUUCUAUUCUUCAAUUUUUUGCUUUCCUUCAAUAUUAUUUUCUUUCUUUCUUUCUUUCUUUCUUUUUUACAAAGCGUUCACCUUCCUUCAUUUUAUCUUUUUUGCCUUAUUUUCCACUCGUUUUACGGUUUCUUUCUUUCUUUCUUUCUUUCUUUCUUUCUUUCUUUCUUUUAUCUCUCCCUCUCUCGUUCUCUUUUCUCCCUUCAGUCUCAAUCUUUCAUUCAUUUUUCCCCUUUCUAUUCAUUUAGACUUUCUUUCUUGA
Messenger RNA from Acanthosepion pharaonis, 657 nucleotides. The record is from the annotation of a GenBank genome assembly. Lineage: Eukaryota; Metazoa; Mollusca; Cephalopoda; Sepiida; Sepiidae.